This is a messenger RNA of Carassius carassius (crucian carp), 972 nucleotides long. RefSeq lists its product as uncharacterized. Gene Ontology annotation, biological process: response to bacterium. The transcript is spliced from 6 exons. Lineage: Eukaryota; Metazoa; Chordata; Actinopteri; Cypriniformes; Cyprinidae. The coding region runs from base 17 to 811 and encodes 264 amino acids. The record is from RefSeq and is a predicted model, not a curated record.
ACUCAGAAGUGCAGUAAUGUUAAAUAUUUUAGCUGCAGCUUUAUUGCUCUUUGAGAUGGGUUUUCUCAGAGUUAUGUUUUUAACAGCAAGUACACAGACUCAUCCAGGAGAGAGAGUCACUAUGUGGUGUUCACACAAUAUCCAUGUUUCUGGAUAUCUGUACUGGUUCAAACAAUCAGACGGUGCUGUACCCAUUACUAUUGUGCACAUGUUAUACACCGAAAGUCUUCAGAAGGUUGAGCCAAAAUAUUUCAACAAUUUCACAAAAGAUCACGUGGUUAUGGAUCUGUUCAUCAAAGUCACCACCCUAACAAUUAAGCAAGUGAAAUUUUCUGAUUCUGGCUUCUACUUUUGUGGAACUACAGAUUAUGAUAUGAAAUUUGGCAAUGGAACCAGGCUUGAAGUAAAAGCAAAUGUUGAAAAACACCACAAUUUAAAUACAAUUGUAAAUCCCACAAUGAUAAAUGACUUGCCAGCUGUUUUCAUAACAGAAAAAAAUUACACAGGAACCUCAAAAAACGAUCAUGAGCAAUCACCCGUGUCUGAGGAGUGUUCUAGAGACAUCUAUUUCAAACUGACCCUUCUAUUUGGUGGAAUAAUUUCUUUUACAUGCAUCGUUUCUCUUAUUUUGGGGAUUAUCAGGGAACACAGAAGACAGAAGCAUAAAAAAGUCGCUGAAUGUCAAGCACAACAGCAUGAUGACAAGGAAAACGAUUCAGUAUAUACUGCUGUGUAUUUCUCAAAGCAAAGAUCCAAAAGAGCAGGACGACAUACUGAGGACCCAAUUGCUGUGUACACUGAUACUACUUGAAAAAUAAAACAAACUCAAACUUAUUAUUAAUUUAUUACCUAUGGUUUAUUUUUAACAGCAAAAUAGUAAACCUGUUUAAAGAAAUGUAAUUAUUGAAGCGAUCAGAGAUCUGUCUUUUCUUUGCAUUGUUGUACAUAAUGGUGAAGUUUAUUAAAAUUGCA